GGGAGGAAAUAGCUCGAGGAGCUGCAUCCUGCUUGCGCUUGCGGCCGCAGAGGAGGAGGCAGAGAGGGGGCGGCGGGCGGAGGAGGUAGGGGAGGCUGUGGCCGAGGGAAAGAAAGUGCCAGAGCCGGUUCGGCUUUAGAGUGUGGUGAAGGGUACUUUCCAUGGUGCAUGGAAGGAAAGCCAAUGCGCAGGUGUACCAGCAUUCGACCAGGAGAGACUGGAAUGGAUGUAACAAGCCGCUGCACCCUUGGAGACCCCAACAAACUGCCAGAAGGGGUUCCCCAACCUGCUCGCAUGCCCUACAUCUCAGACAAGCACCCUCGACAAACCUUGGAAGUGAUUAACCUCCUGAGAAAGCACCGUGAGCUGUGCGAUGUGGUGCUAGUUGUGGGCGCUAAGAAGAUAUAUGCCCACCGAGUCAUUUUGUCAGCCUGUAGUCCCUACUUCCGAGCUAUGUUUACAGGAGAAUUGGCAGAGAGCCGUCAGACAGAAGUGGUGAUCCGAGACAUAGAUGAGAGGGCUAUGGAACUGCUGAUUGACUUUGCGUAUACCUCCCAGAUAACUGUGGAAGAGGGCAAUGUUCAGACCCUCCUGCCAGCUGCUUGCCUCCUCCAGCUGGCAGAAAUACAGGAGGCCUGCUGUGAGUUCUUAAAGAGACAGUUAGAUCCUUCCAACUGCCUGGGCAUUCGGGCUUUUGCAGACACACAUUCAUGUCGUGAGUUGCUAAGAAUAGCAGACAAGUUCACUCAACAUAACUUUCAAGAGGUGAUGGAAAGUGAAGAGUUCAUGUUGCUUCCAGCCAAUCAGCUCAUUGAUAUAAUAUCUAGUGAUGAGCUAAACGUCCGAAGUGAAGAACAGGUGUUCAAUGCAGUGAUGGCCUGGGUGAAGUACAGUAUCCAGGAAAGACGCCCUCAGUUACCACAGGUGCUGCAGCAUGUCCGGCUGCCCUUGCUCAGUCCCAAGUUCCUGGUGGGCACCGUAGGCUCUGAUCCCCUCAUCAAAAGCGAUGAAGAAUGCAGAGACUUGGUCGAUGAGGCCAAAAACUAUCUCCUGUUGCCUCAAGAACGGCCGCUCAUGCAAGGACCGAGGACGAGACCGCGGAAACCUAUCCGAUGUGGGGAAGUGCUCUUUGCAGUGGGUGGCUGGUGCAGUGGAGAUGCCAUUUCCAGUGUUGAACGAUAUGACCCGCAGACCAAUGAAUGGCGAAUGGUGGCUUCUAUGAGCAAGAGGCGAUGUGGAGUUGGCGUCAGUGUUCUGGACGACCUGUUAUAUGCAGUAGGGGGCCAUGAUGGGUCCUCUUAUCUCAAUAGUGUUGAAAGGUAUGACCCCAAAACAAACCAGUGGAGCAGCGAUGUGGCCCCUACAAGCACCUGCAGGACCAGCGUGGGCGUGGCGGUACUUGGUGGCUUCCUCUACGCUGUGGGGGGCCAGGAUGGUGUGUCUUGCCUCAACAUUGUUGAGAGGUAUGACCCAAAGGAGAACAAGUGGACUCGCGUGGCUUCUAUGAGUACCAGGAGACUGGGCGUGGCCGUGGCUGUGUUAGGAGGCUUCCUGUAUGCCGUUGGUGGCUCGGACGGGACGUCGCCACUCAACACAGUGGAGCGCUACAAUCCCCAGGAGAACAGGUGGCACACCAUCGCUCCCAUGGGGACCCGGAGGAAACACCUGGGCUGUGCGGUGUACCAGGACAUGAUCUACGCCGUCGGAGGGCGCGACGACACCACAGAGCUCAGCAGUGCUGAGAGGUACAACCCCAGAACGAACCAGUGGUCUCCGGUCGUGGCUAUGACGUCCCGCCGUAGUGGAGUUGGCCUGGCAGUGGUGAAUGGACAGCUCAUGGCUGUAGGAGGCUUCGAUGGCACCACAUACUUGAAGACCAUUGAAGUUUUUGAUCCUGAUGCCAAUACAUGGAGGUUAUAUGGCGGGAUGAAUUACCGUCGGCUAGGGGGCGGUGUAGGAGUUAUUAAAAUGACACAUUGUGAAUCUCAUAUCUGGUGAACAUCUAGACAACCAUUGAGGAUGUGCUCUUCUGUAUUCUGGAGAGCUUUGACUUUGGAGCUUUGUACAGCUCCAGAAAACACUAGAACUAAUUUUAUUCUUUGCCGGUGCCUCGACGUAAUGGAAAUACAGAUACAAUGAAAGUCCUUCGCCUGCAGGAUGCCAUCUUUGCACAGUUAUUUUCAGUUCUGUGCAGAAUAUUUAUUUUCGGUUUUAAUUUAUCAUGGGUUUUUUUUGUUGUUGGUUUGUUUUUGGUUUUCUGGGUUUUUUUUUUUUUUUUUGGCCUUCCUCCCACCAAAAAAAAGAAAAAUUCCAAGCAGUAAAACUUUAUUUUUAAAAUAUUAAGUUUGAAAAUACUAAUAAGGGGAGAAAGGCUAUCUGUGAUCUAGUUAUUUCUAGGUGUUCCAUCCACAAGACUCCACUACUUACAAGGACCAGUGACAAAGACAGAUAUGCAAAGUGUAUAAGUUAGCUGUCAUUCUUGCACUAAGUACCAGAUGACUUGAAAUCUAAAUAAAAAAAUAAAAGGAAGCAUCUCAUUUUAAAUAGUAUAAUUCAAAAGGAAAAUUAAGUCAGUAAAACCAGGACUCGGAGUUUUCAUCAGUGGAAGUUUGCAUCUCGUUUUCUUCCAUACAAACUUGUUUUCUGUUGUGUAAAGUCUUUUUUUCAUAACGUUUUCAUAAGAGUUUCUGCUGGAUCUAGAGCUCUGCUCAGUGCCUCUACAAAAAACAGUACACAAUUCUCAGAUAGUGUCUUGAGAAUCCCCAAUAGAAUCAUGUGCGACUCUGCAAGUUUUUACUCAAAAACAUAUGGACUGACUGAAGCAACUUUCCUUCCUCUUUUCUUAUUGCUACUAAGGACCAGCAGGGAGAAAUGCCCUCUCCCCAGCAGUGAAUACUGUUAUGCAAUUUACACUUGAUGCUCAGGCCUGCUGAAGCUGAGGCUUACCUGUAAUCACAGCCUCCAAGGGAUGAAUCCUUCAGUUCAUGUAGUAGUACAUGCUAAUGGGUAUAAAACCGAAUGAGGCAUUUUAUUAAUAAUAUCUUGGUUCUUUUAUACAACUAUAUAUCAUUAUCCUCAUUCUAUAAAGCCACUGUUCCUACUUCUCUCAAAUUGCACUUUUUGGAGAAAAGUUUAAAAGUUCUAAGGAAACAAUGAUAAAAAUUUCAGUGGUUUAAAUGUAUUUUGCAGGAAAGUCUUUGAAUAAGACUUUAUCCGCAACCAAAAGGAAUAACUUUCUCCUUCUUCCUCUUCCUCCCCCACGACUACAAAAAUGUUUGGCAACUUUUGUGUUUACAUUUAAAAAUCAUUUGCACCUUUACAAGGAAAAAAAUAAGUAUUUGGUAAACAAUUGUUUACGUGUAUCAUUUAUGCUUUUUUCUAGCAUGUAUAACUUUUUUAAAUAAAGAUAGUACUUACCAUAAAAAAUUUUCG
Molecule: messenger RNA, 3432 nt
Organism: Rhinolophus ferrumequinum (greater horseshoe bat)
Lineage: Eukaryota; Metazoa; Chordata; Mammalia; Chiroptera; Rhinolophidae
Gene: KLHL20
Product: kelch like family member 20
Exons: 12
Coding region: 169-1998 (609 amino acids)
Molecular function (GO): protein binding
Source: RefSeq, a predicted model, not a curated record